AACGAGGCAAAGGAAGUACCAGAGUGAGGGGAGACAGAGAAGCAGCAAACAGCACGGUGUGCAGAGUGCAAAAUUCAUGCUGGUCACUGACGCUGCUGCUCCUGGACCGAACUCACACACAUGCACGGACACACACACCUGUGAGGAGUGCAUGAAGCAUGCACAUCCUGCUGCCCAUGGACACACACACACUGGCAGGGCACCAGAGAGGAAAUACAGCGAACCCCCGAGCCUGAGGAGAUAUGGAGAGCAGCAUGUUCUUUGGUAACACAUGUCAAAAUGGCCUCAUGCCUACCCUGGUGCGUCCAACCUUGCCUGCUGUCCAGAACUCGCUGGGCAUAAAGCAGUUUCUCCCGAUCCCGUUGGACACAGCCUCCGCAGUCAGCCUUUUCCCAGGAUUCAAUAUGAUUGACCCGGUGCAGAAAGCCAUCCUCCAUCACACCCUCGGCAUCCCUCCCACUGCUAAGAGGAAGCAUGUGUCCUGCAGCGUCUGCCGACUGAGGUUCAACUCACAGAGCCAGGCCAUGGCCCACUACAAGGGCACCAAACAUGCCAAGAAGCUAAAAGCCCUGGAAACCCCGAAAAGUAAGCUGAAAGGCUCGGCAGUCGCCAAGGAAACUGCCAACCAGGAGACCGCCAAGGGCAUCAACACCUUGCAGGUCCCCAACGGCACUGACAGGAAAGACUGCAUCUCUGGAUCAGCAGUAUCCUCCCUGAUCAGACCAGCAAACCCUGUGGUGACCUCAGCUACAUCCUUACCUGAACCAUUAUGCUCUCUGAAUGCAUCAUGUGACUAUGCAUCCUCUGAGACUACCUUGGCUCUUCAUGGAGAGGAGAAGCUGACAAAGACAAACUCACCCACAGAAACAGAUGUGGACCAUGAGAUUGAAGCCGAGACAGAAACAGACAUAGAGACAGAGGAGGAGAAAGCUCGGCGCCUCCUUUACUGCUCUCUCUGCAAAGUGUCAGUCAACUCGGCGUCACAGCUGGAAGCUCACAACAGCGGUACGAAGCACAAGACGAUGCUCGAAGCCCGGAGCGGCGUGGGUUCCAUCAAGUCUUUUCCUCGACCGGGAGUCAAAAGCAAAUUGGCUUCAUCCUCCAAAUCAUCAACGGGCCUGCAGAACAAAACCUUUUACUGUGAGACGUGUGAUGUGCAUGUCAAUUCAGAGACUCAACUAAAGCAGCACAUCAGCAGUCGGCGUCAUAAAGAUCGAGCAGCAGGUAAACCAGCCAAGCCCAAAUACAGCCCCUACACCAAACCCCAGAAAGGCCAAACCAAGCAGCCGACAGUGGCAGAGCUGUGGGAAAAAGCUGUCCCGAUGCCCUAUGCCCAGAUUGCAGAUCGUGUGGUGAAACAAAGAAAGAAAAGGGACUGCUAUAGAUCUUCCUUGAUGAGCAUCUGGAACAGUAUAAAGCUGUUAUUAGGAAAGGAGCAUCAGUGUCGGUCCCUCACGGCUCAGAUCCUACCUGCUCACCUGGCAGCAGUAGCUGCCGCCGCCAUCGGAAGCUCCUUCACCCAUCGCACAAACCAUGGCGCCAGUCCAACACCAAGCCCCGCCCUCUUCCAGACUCAGACGCUCCCUGCUGCACUGCUCCGCCCGGCUCCCGGGCCUGUCAGGACCUCUCAUCCACAAGUCCUCUUUGCCCCUUACUGAGCCUGCCAAUCCAAGUGAAGCACCUCCGCCUCAAAGACCAAACCAUAUGGAGUCCUUUCAGCUUCCUUCUAUGCAUCUUCAUGCCAUGUUGGAACCUUCAGCGCUCCCCUCUCAUUUGGGUUAUUAAUUCAAAGCUGCGGAGCAACAGGAGCUUCUUUUGCCGGAUUUAUUUCUCUGAUCCUGGGUGAACCAGCUUUCUGUGCCAUGACUUACACAACGGACUGAACCGGACCUACAGUUCAUCGUACCGCAAUAAUGUAUAAAACUAACCCUGUGAACUAUGCAGUGUUAUUACAUCCUGAUUCAAGGCAGUCUGAGGUGAAACUAUGUGCAUUUAGUGCAUGGCGCUAACAUCUCUGCUCUCAUGGAGGAAUAUUGUCAUUCAUAAUUUAAACUGGUACUGAGAGCUGGAGAAGCCCUCCUCUGUUCCCGUAUGCACUUUAAGCUCCUUCUCUGAUGUCUACAGUAAAUGGCUAAACUAUGUUAGAUGAUUACUGUGUGUCGUAAAGUGUAUGUGUGCGUGUUUUUUUUUUUUUUUUUGCAUUUGUCUUUGCAUAUCUUUAUGUGUGUGGGAGAGUGUUGGUCUAUGUGCGUGUGAGUGUUGGAGAUAUUUCUAUCCAUCUUAAGACAUUCCAGUUAUUAUCCAGCACCCAUCGUCGCUGACUGUCUCUGGCCAGAGGGACCACAAAAGCUUGUCGUGUUAAUUGUCGUGUAAAAGAUUAAAAAUUUCAAAUAAAAGAAGCCUAAUUUGUUA
Molecule: messenger RNA, 2412 nt
Organism: Girardinichthys multiradiatus
Lineage: Eukaryota; Metazoa; Chordata; Actinopteri; Cyprinodontiformes; Goodeidae
Gene: znf385d
Product: zinc finger protein 385D
Exons: 9
Coding region: 243-1658 (471 amino acids)
Cellular component (GO): nucleus
Molecular function (GO): nucleic acid binding; zinc ion binding
Source: RefSeq, a predicted model, not a curated record